AUGCGAUCCAUAGCCAGAGCUUCUCGAACAUCGACUUCCCAACGAUUACCUACAUGCCUCCUCUCUCCUUUGAUCACCAGGAGUCGCAUCCCACCUAUCCCCACAAGCCGCAAUGUCCGACAUUUUGCUACCUCUUUCAGUGAAGAAAGCUCAGCAAGUAUCAUCCCGCCUGUCAUUGAUAUGGCAAAUCCUCAUAAAGAAACAGGCGUCAAACCACAUUUCAGAAAGAUACUGAUAGCUAAUCGGGGAGAAAUAGCAUGUCGUAUAAUUCGAACAGCUCGAAAACUCGGCGUGAAUACUGUAGCCGUCUAUAGCGAAGUUGAUAAAGGUUGUAUGCAUGUUGAGAUGGCUGAUGAAGCUUAUUGUAUUGGUCCUGCGCCCAGCUCCGAGAGCUAUCUGGAUAUCGAUAAGAUACUUGCCGUGGCGAAAGCAACUGGAGCCCAGGCAAUACAUCCUGGUUAUGGGUUCCUUUCCGAAUCUUCAGUGUUCGCAGAAAGGAUCAAACAUGCAGCAUUGGUGUUUAUUGGUCCUCCCAUUCCUGCUAUAAAGAGUAUGGGAUCCAAGAGGGAAAGUAAAGAAAUCAUGACUGCUGCCGGCGUGCCAUGCGUACCGGGAUAUCACGGAUCAGAUCAAUCUUUAUCAGCUUUAUCUGAGGGAGCCAAACAGACUGGUUAUCCAUUACUUAUCAAACCUACACAUGGUGGAGGCGGUAAAGGAAUGAGGAUAGUCAGAGAUCCCAGAUCUUUUCAAGAUGAAUUAGAAUCUGCUAAACGAGAAGCAAUAAAAUCAUUCUCAAAUGAUGAGGUGCUUUUAGAAAGAUGGUUGGAAAAACCUAGACACGUUGAAGUUCAAGUUUUCGCUGAUACCAAAGGGAAUUGUGUCGCUUUAUGGGAAAGAGACUGUUCAGUUCAAAGAAGACAUCAAAAGAUCAUUGAAGAAGCUCCUGCACCUGGCUUGAGUUCCGACUUCAAGAGAGAUCUAGCGGAAAAAGCGGUCGCAGCUGCAAAAGCGGUAAACUAUGUGGGAGCGGGAACAGUGGAAUUCAUCAUGGAUGCCGAAACAGGGGAAUACUUCUUCAUGGAGAUGAAUACAAGAUUACAAGUCGAGCAUCCAGUCACUGAAAUGGUUACGGGGAUAGAUCUGGUAGAAUGGCAAUUAUCAGUGGCAGCUGGAAAUCCGCUUCCUCUGACUCAAGAUCGAAUUCCAUGUAUAGGUCAUGCGUUUGAAGCUCGUAUAUACGCCGAAAGACCUGAAUCAAACUUCUUGCCUGACGCGGGGAAAUUGCUACAUACUAAAGCACCUGUCAACGUACCGCACAGACUUGAAACUGGGUUCUGGGAAGGUGAUGAUAUUAGUUCAUACUAUGAUCCUAUGAUCUCCAAACUCAUCGUUCACGGACCUGAUCGAUCAUCCGCACUCUCACUUCUGCGUUCUGCCCUAGGAGAAUAUCAAGUCGUCGGCCCUUCGACCAACAUCGAAUUCUUGAAAGCUGUAGCUGGACAUGAAGUGUUCGCUGCUGGCCCCGUAGAGACCAGUUUCGUACCUACAUACCACGAUGAUUUAUUUCCAGCUAGAUCCAUCCCAAAAGAGGUCUUAGCGCAAGCUGCUUUAUAUCUGACUUUGCGAUCCGAGAAAUUGCAUAAAUCAUUGCCUAGUUCACCUUGGACAAACCUCGUCAAUCGUCGAUUUGGUGAUUCUUCCAUAAAGUCAUAUAAGAUCGAUAACCACUCCAUUGAAAUUGUUGAGCUCGAUUCGGGUUAUUCAGUAAUCAUCGACAAUGAGCAACCCAUUAAGAUAUCUUCUAGUCACUUAGACGGUGAAGUUGAUAUGAUUAGUCAAGUCGGUCAUUCUCAUUUGAAGAGUACUGUUAUACCCGUUCAAGUACAAGGUAAACAAGGAGAAGAGAAAUUACAUGUUUUUUCAAAUACAUCACAUUAUACAUUAUCUGUUCAACCUACAUUAUCCUUUACUGAUCAAUCCACCUCCAGUAUUUCAAGUUCAACUUCCAGUGACAAGUUGAUCUCACCAAUGCCAGCGACGGUGAUUGAGGUUCGCGUGAAACCAGGAGAUCAAGUGGCUGAAGGCCAAGUAUUAAUCGUAUUAGAAAGUAUGAAAAUGGAAAUUUCAAUUAGAUCGUCAAGAGAUGGUAUUAUCGAUAAUGUAAAUGUUGAAAAAGGUAAAGUCGUUGAAGAAAAUGAAGUUUUAGUUGAAUUGACACUGGCACUGGAGAAACCUGUGGAAUGA
Molecule: messenger RNA, 2244 nt
Organism: Kwoniella shivajii
Lineage: Eukaryota; Fungi; Basidiomycota; Tremellomycetes; Tremellales; Cryptococcaceae
Product: acetyl-CoA carboxylase, biotin carboxylase subunit
Exons: 15
Coding region: 1-2244 (747 amino acids)
Cellular component (GO): mitochondrion
Molecular function (GO): ATP binding; metal ion binding; methylcrotonoyl-CoA carboxylase activity
Source: RefSeq, a predicted model, not a curated record